Molecule: messenger RNA, 942 nt
Organism: Prunus armeniaca (apricot)
Lineage: Eukaryota; Viridiplantae; Streptophyta; Magnoliopsida; Rosales; Rosaceae
Source: the annotation of a GenBank genome assembly
AUGACAGUUUCCAGUGCCUUGAACGCAUUCAAGUCAUCUAAAUCCAUCGUCUGGAAAUCCACUGGUAGGCUUCAGCAAACCAUAGCGGGAUGCAUAGAGCGGAAGGGGAAAGGCUUGCACAGUGGAAAGGUCUCCACGGUGAAAUUGUGGCCAGAGCUUGUCAGCAAAGGAAGGUACUUUGAUUUUCAGCCCAAUGUGAUACGAGCUUCGAUUGAGUUUGCUGAGGAAUCGCCUCUGUGCACCACUCUCUGUAAAGAUGGGAUCAAAAUUCGAACGGUUGAGCACUUGCUUUCGGCUUUGGAAGCUAUGGAGGUUGAUAAUUGCCGGAUUGAGAUAAAGAACUCAGACCCCGAAGAUUGCGAUCUUGAGGUUCCUAUUUUUGAUGGGUCAGCAAGUGAGUGGGUAGAGGCUAUAGAACAAGUUGGUUUAAAAGAGGCAACAGAUCGUUGUGGCAACUGUUGUGAGAAGAUGGCAGCAUAUGUGAAUGAACCAGUGCAUGUGUGGAGGAAUGAUUCUUUUGUUGCUGCAUUUCCAUCACCAGAAAUUUGUAUCACUUACGGGAUCGACUUUCGACAGGUGCAGGCUAUUGGCUGCCAGUGGUUUUCUGUGACCUCCUUGGAUAACUCUUUCUAUUCCAAGCACAUUGCUUUGUCAAGAACCUUUUGCAUUUACGAGGAGGUGGAGCGAAUGCGGAAUGCAGGACUCAUAAAAGGGGGUGGAUUAGAAAAUGCACUUGUUUGUAGUGCUAGUAAAGGUUGGUUGAACCCACCACUGCGUUUUCCAGAUGAACCUUGUCGCCAUAAGGUCUUAGAUCUUAUCGGCGACGCUUCCCUGUUUGCAAGGUUUGGCAGUCAAGGGUUUCCAGUGGCGCAUAUAGUGGCAUACAAGGGUAGCCAUGCACUGCAUUAUGAUUUUGUUCGCCGGCUAUCAGGAAUUAUAUAA